AUGUCGACCCCUACGUCCACCAUAAAGCUCUCGGACGCCGGCCGUCGCGAUGACGGCCCAGCACCCCAUCCUCUGCCUCCGGCGUCCGCCUCCGAGCCUGGUCUGCCAAUCCCCGUGAGCCGUGAACCCUCUGUUACGCCUCAGAAGUCGCCAGCCGCUUCAGAUUCCCAGACCCAAGGCAGCAGCUUUCCGACCUUCGCCAAGAAGACGCCUACGAAGCUGAGCCGGAGUACGACUCCGAAUGCGAAGGAGCUCAAGCCCGUCAAGCCUGCCCCCGCCGCUGUCCAUUCUCCAGCUGCCAUUGACCCGUUAUCCCAACACAUAUUGAUGCGAACCAACACCGAUCACACUGUUCCUCCACAACUCCGGCGACCUCCAGACAGUCCUCUUCCCGACCCUGAGCAGCCAACGAAGCUUGCCGUACACGCAUUCGAUGCUCCAAAGAACAAGAAAGUAGGGGGUUCAUUCCUGAGUCGAUUGAGCAUGCGCGGCGGCCGGAGACGUGACGACGAUGAGGAAUCUGUUUUUAGCGAUCAGCGCACUGAAGGCAAUAAUGCGCAUGUCUUUUCCUCUGUCAUCGGUUCCGGCUACAUCCCCCAUCACAAGGAGCCCCCGCGGUACAUCCGCAUCAAGGCGCACAACAAGAAGAACCGCGAGUUCAAUCGCAUGUUCCUUGCCCAAGAGCUGACAAUCCCGCAACCCGAAGCAAACGACGAAAAAGGCGCGACGGUGACGACGUCGAACGGUAGCCGGCGUUCGGACAAUGGCGGCGCAAUCUGGGCAACCGAAUUUAGCCCAGACGGCAAGUACUUCGCUGCUGCCGGAAAGGAUCAAGUGGUACGGGUUUGGGCAGUGAUCUCGACUCAUGAAGAGAGACGGCGGCAUGAAGACGAAGAAAGUGCCAACGACGCCAAUGGGGAGAGGCUUAGUGCGCCUGUGUUUCGGAGCAAACCGGUGCAUGAGUUCCGGGGUCACACGGGAGAGGUACUCGACCUUAGUUGGAGCAAGAACAACUUUCUGCUAUCGUCAUCGAUGGACAAGACUAUUCGAUUAUGGCACAUCAGCAGAAAGGAGUGUCUCUUCGCCGCGAAAAGCAAUGAUUUCACCACAUCAAUUUGCUUCCAUCCCACGGACGAUCGGUUCUUCUUGGCGGGAUCCCUUGACUCAACGCUCCGACUUUGGAGCAUUCCAGACAAGGCCGUGGCCUACUCGGCGCAUGUGUCAGACUUGAUUACGGCAGUGGCGUUUUCGCCCGAUGGCAAGACGGCCAUUGCAGGAGUUUACUCGGGCAUGUGUAUGUUUUACGAUACCGACGGCCUCAAGAACGUGUCCCAACUCCAUGUCCGGUCUUCCAGGGGCAAAAACGCCAAAGGCAGCAAGAUCACUGGAAUCAAGACCAUGGUUAUCGAUGAGGAGGUCAAGGUGCUGAUUACUUCCAACGACUCGAGAGUUCGUCUGUACAACCUCCGCGAUAAGAGUUUGGACGCCAAGUUCAAGGGUCUGGAGAACACCUGCAGUCAGAUUCAUGCGGACUUCAGUGAUAACGGACAAUGGAUCGUGUCGGGAAGCGAAGACAAGAAGACGUACAUCUGGUCGGUGCGCUCGGCAGACUCGGAGAAGGAUAAGCCUUGCGAAUACUUUGACGCACACUCUGACCGGGUAUCGACGGCCAUCUUCGCGCCGACUAAGUCCCGCCAACUUCUCGGCGGCUCGGGAGACCCUCUGUACGAUCUAUGCAACCCACCGCCCGUGACGCUUAUGAGCCUCGAAGAGUCCAUCGCCAGCCAGGGAGGCCAAUCUGAUGACGACACCAAAACACAGGUGAAGAAGCCCGAGGAAUCCCCUCAGUACAUUGAGAAGUCAAAGCAUUUUGACGGACAGAUUCUGGUCACGACUGACCAAUCUGGCGUCAUCAAAGUGUUCCGUCAAGACUGCGCGUUCAUCAAGCGCAGACAUGAGAGCCGGCUAACGGGGAGUAUGGUGGGUCGGAGCGGAAGCGUCGCAACUCGCACCAGCGUUGGCAGCCAUAAUCGUUCACGCCGAAGCUCCAUCACGCGAGCCGCGGCUCCGGGUGCCUCUCAGCUUAGCUCUGACAUUAUUUCUUGGCGGCAAGGGAUUGAGCAUGGACGUCCCAGCUCGAUGGUUCUCACGCCAUCUCAGAGCGAGAGGUCUCUGUCGCCCAACAAAGCGGCCCGAACCCCAAUCAACACGAGUGCAGCCAACCUUGCGUCAGAAGCGCGGAAGCAACCGUAUGCCGGCUCACCGCAAGCGCGGCCGCAGCUGCCCGCGAGUCCGACGUCAAGCCGGGCAUCCCGGGAGAGGGGUCCGUCGAUCCCGCCGACGCCGAGCUUCUCGUUCCGGUCGGCGGACGAAGACGAUGCUGAAAGCGAUGAGCUUCGGCUGGAUCCUGCAGGCGCGAGCUAUUCGUUCUGGAACCUGAACCGAUGGCGUGGCAUCUCGUCGCUGCGCUCAUCUGUAUCGUUCAGCAACGUGAGCGCUGCGCAGUCACAAGGACAAGGCCGGCACAGCAUGAGCACGGCGGACACUACACCGACGACGGCCAGCAACGUCACGAAGGCGUCUCGGCGCAAGAGCAUCGGCCCGGGCAUCUUCGACAAGACAGUCGAGGAGGAACAAAAUGGCACGAGUAUAGAGAAAGACAUUACAGAGAAGGUCGAGACCGAUCCCCAGCUGCUGCGACCUGGCGACAGCGGCCCCAACGGCCGUAUGAACUCCAUAGUUAGCCGCCUUAGCUCGGAGUACACCAGCGACGAAGGCGAUCAGAUGAAUUGCCAAAAGUGCGGCAGUCGAGAGUUCAAGGCCAAGAGGGUCGGCGGGCGACAACGGCUCAUUUGCGUUGGGUGCGGCAAGCUCGUCGAGGACGGUAAAUGA
Molecule: messenger RNA, 2892 nt
Organism: Colletotrichum siamense
Lineage: Eukaryota; Fungi; Ascomycota; Sordariomycetes; Glomerellales; Glomerellaceae
Product: putative WD repeat-containing protein
Exons: 4
Coding region: 1-2892 (963 amino acids)
Molecular function (GO): protein binding
Source: RefSeq, a predicted model, not a curated record